GGGAAGCAGCGGGGGGCUGCGGGGGGCGGACAGGUGCCCCGCAGCGGGGCGGCGAUGCGGGGCUGCUGGGACGCCCCGGGCUGGCGAGGCUCGUGAGCCAACAUGGGGCUGCUCGGGUCCCUGCACCUGGCUCUCUUGGGGCUGGGGUUGGUGCUGGCUAGUGCGGCGGAGACCCCGGUGAACUCCAGCGUAGGUCUUCUUGAAUUUUCUUUGGGGAAAUUUAGACACUUUGUGCUCAACAGACCCUUUCCAGAAGAAGCUGUAUUGCGUCACAUUGCAAGCAACGUCACAUUUAUAAUCUUCCAAGUACAUUCUCAGUACCAGAACAUAACAGUCUCUUUCUACAAGAAUCCUCCUCCAGAUGCUUCAGGAACAGGUGUGGACAAAGGCCUUGUUUCCAUUCUUAGACCAGAACAGAGUAUUUGUACUUGGUACUUAGAGACUUCUGAUGCUGAUGAUGUCUGGAGUGUGGCUAUUCCACUUUCUUAUUCAGAAAAAGAUCCUAUCCCUGGAGCCUGUAAUCUGGAGUUUGAUUUAGAUGUGGAUCCUAACAUUUACUUGGAGUAUAAUUUAUAUGAAACAGUUAUCAAAUUUGCCCCAGCAAAUCUAGGACAUGCCAGAGGCACAGAUCCUCUGCCCUGUGAUCUGGGGACUGGCCUGGACUCGAGGUGGAGACUGCGGUAUGAUAUCUAUCAGUAUUUUUUGCCUGAGAACAACCUCACUGAAGAGGUGCUACUAGGACACAUGCAGAAGAUGUCUAUGGUGUCUCAGAUAGAAGCCAGUGGUUUCAAAGUUGCUACCCUAAAAUCUAGUGAUAAGACCAUUGUUUACUUCUCAUCUGUCCCAGGACAGGGUGUAAUUUAUAAUGUGAUUGUACGGGACCCCAUUUUAAAUACAUCAACUGCUUACGUUCCUGCUCACACAUAUGCCUGUCGCUUCAAUACGACCCUAGAUAAUUGUUCUUCUCUUGGAAGGCUUUCAACCAAAGUGUUUUUCACCAUUUUUGCUAUUCUUGGUCUCUUUAUUUGUUUCUUUGGACACCGAUUCUGGAAAACAGAACUGUUCUUCAUAGGCUUUAUCUUCGUGGGAUUCUUUUUUUAUAUAUUGAUUACAAGAUUAACUCUUCUUCAAUAUGAUGAUCGCCUAAUUUUGACUGCAGUAGUCGGAAGCCUUGGUGGAAUUCUCUUGGUAAUGGUUUGGUGGAUAUUUGGGUUAAUCCUGAUUUGCAUGCUCUGUGUUGGACUAGUCCUGGGAUUCCUCAUCUCAUCUGUGGCUUUCUUUACUCCACUAGGAGACUUGAAGAUUUUUCACGAUGAUGCUGUGUUCUGGGUGGCUUUUUCUUGUAUGGCCAUUUCAAUUCCUGUAGUUUUCAUAGGUUGCCUAAGAAUUCUGAACAUACUGGCUUGUGGGAUUACUGGCUCCUACUCCGUGGUCUUAGCCAUUGACAGCUAUUUUUAUACUAGCCUUUCAUACAUCACUUUGAAUGUGCUUAAGAGAGCAGUUAACACCGAUUUCAACAAAGCUUACACCAGCGUGCCUUUUCAGACUAAUGACUUUGUUAUUCUGGCUAUCUGGGGAAUGUUGGCAGUGAGUGGAAUUACAUUACAGAUCCGGAGAGAGAGGGGACGACCGUUUUUCCCUCCCCACCCAUAUAAAAUGUGGAAGCGCGAAAGGGAACGCAGAGUCACCAACAUUCUGGAUCCCAGCUACCAUGUUCGUCCACUAAGAGAGAGACUCUAUAACAGAUUAACACAGGUGAAGCAGUUCUUUCAAGGGGAGGAGGCAGCAGGAGAAAGAACGCCUCUGCUACUGUGAAUGGAGGAGGCGACCUGUCAUUGCUUCCCUUUUCUCCGAAGGACCAAAUCGGUGUGAAUGUUUGAAGCAAUGCCUGUCAGCUAUGGUGCUAUGCCUCGAUUGCUUAGGAAAUCCAUAGAGUGUCUGAAGGUCAGCCAGCAUGUACUGCCUGGGAUAGCGUGUUAGGCUGUGUAGGUCUCCAUGUGCUUGUUCACAAGGUUUGACGUGCCUUCAGGACAUUCUCAUGAUAAAGUGGUGUUCAGAGGCAGUUACAGUUUUGUCUACACACUGUUGAGGAGAGUGUCUGGAGGCGGGAAUGGUGUGGAAUGAGUGAGAUGGCAGGAAAUGUCUGUUGAUGGUAAGGAAGCAUUUUCCCAUUUUUAAAUUAUUUGAAAAGAGAGCUUUGAGUUUAAUGUUCAGCUUAAUCCAUUAAAUAUAGGUAAUAAGGAAGGAAAAGUACGUGGGCUGGUGGGGAUAUGAAGUGAAGAAAUGUAUGCUAAGGCCCAUUGUCAUUUCAUUCUUGAAAUCCCUUAAUAUUUCUCCAAACCCCUUUAAUUUUUUCUCUUUUAAUUUGUCCGAUUGUGGUGGUGGUUUAUGCAAAUCUGAGACUGAAUCUUUAUUUGUGGUUGCUGGAGGUCUAGGGACCUGAAAUAUACCCACUGUCAGUACAUACAAAGUGUACUGGGUGUACUUUAAAUUUUAGAGACUAUAUAGAGGGAUGAGGAAAAAAUCAUUUAAUUAUCAGAAGCUGACCAGUAAUGAAGAAUGAGCUUCCCUAUUCUCUCUCAUUAGACGUCUGUACUCUUUCUCAUUAGACUAUAUUGUGGAAAAGGCAACCUUUACUUUUUGGCUUGAAUUAGAACCAUCAUCUCUGAUGUUUCAGCUGACUCAAAAGAGAUAAAAAUGUAUAGAUAACAAAGCCUGAUGACUUAGUUUUCAAAAUCCAAAUAAAUGUCCAUCCAGUGUUGCCUUUUUUAUGGGCAUUUCCAGCAUAACACUGAAAACUUGUAACAAAUGUUGUUUGAGAACAUAUGGGUUUUGUUUUUUCUUUUAGAAAAGAAUUUACACUCUUUAGCUUCCAUCUUUUUUUUCCCCAAAAUCAUACAAAGUUAUGCUGUGACUUAUUAGCUUAUGUUGGUACAAAUAUAUAAAAACUUGCCUGACAGUCUCUUCCUCAAAGCUCUUGUUACCUGGGUGGUUGAAAGUGAAUUUAGUGAAGGGGGGGGGGUGAAAUCCAGUGACACCCUAAAGAUGUGGCUGAUGUUUAAUGAAGAUCAUUAGCAUUGGGACACAACCAACUUUGAGUUUUAUUCCUUUGUAGUCUGAGAGCCAUUUUUUUUCCCGCCACAAGAAGGCACUAUGCCCUGGACUGCUAAAGCCAACCGGCCUCUUGUCCCAGUUCUGCCAUAAUAAUGGACAGGAGACUGACUCACCAGUGUGAAUUUCAAAUUAGUUGGAAUUUCUUGCACAAGAUUAUGUAUGGGUUAACUACUGCUGCUUGAAGCAGUGCAGCUUUCAGCAGUUUUCGUAGUACCAUCCUUGUGGUACUGUUUUCUUUAUUGGAUAGUUUUUGUUUAAUUUCUACCUUUAAAAAUAGUCUUGGAAAAUUUAAAAAAAGAGAUAAAUGAGUUUUUUGUACUAAUUGUCUCUACUGUCCAACAUCACCUCAUUGCAAUGGCCUUUUGGAUUUAAAUGAACCUCAUUCAGAUAUAGAAUUCUGAAACCUUUUAUGGCCCAGGGAUAACAAUUUACACUUCAAAAGCCCCUCCUCCCCCUCCCCUUUUUUACAUUAAGCAUGUGGCCUUUGCCUAUGGGAUGCAUUUCCACUUAUAUUUAUUUGUAAAGUCAAGGUUUGUUGUUAGCUAGGGAUUGUAAGGGUAGGGCACUUAAUUAAGGAAGAAAACACAUUUUGUUUAACUUUCAGAUUGUCAUAAUAUUUUGUGAGUAAUCAAAAGCAGAAAUUUGUAUAUCUUUUUAUAAUAAAUAUGUGCUUCCAAAAACCCUACUCCAGGCUAUUUACCUUAUCUGUUCCCAUUUUUGGAAGAAAAAAAUUAGAAUAAAGCAUGUUCUUUAUUUAACUGUGAAACUUGAUAUCUGGAUUCUUACCCCCUUCACGAAAAGUGUGAAUUAGAUAAUGUAUUUAAAUUUUAAAUCCAUCCAGUAUUAUACAUAGUAAACUCAGUAUGCUCUAAUAGAGGUUUCUUCUUCCAGUUUAUGCAAAUAGCACUUAAGGUUUUUGUAAGUAAAUUGGUAGACUUUUUUUUUUUGCCUGUUUUCAUUUAUAGUGUAAAAACUGGCUUUUGUCUUAUCAUAUAUGAAUUUAGGUUUUUUGAUAAAUAAGAAAUCUUUGACUGCUGACUGAUGUUGAGGGCAAGGAAAGAAUAUUAUAGGCCAUUUUUUACAAUACAUGUCUUUAGGUGGCAUGACUUGACCUUGAAAAUACUGUCAAGUUUGGAAUUAUUUUAAAAUAGGGUCUGUUUGGCUAUCAUUCACUAUUCAGUUUGGGGACAGCAGGUUACAAUACACUUUAGUGUGAGGGUGCUAAAAACAAUCAAUAAACAUUUAUUAAAUACCUACUUUCAGAAGGUUCAGUAGUAUAUAUCUAGCUACUUAACUUGGGCCAUCUUGUUGCACAGGUGGAACAUGGUUCUGGUUUGGGGCUGAAAGAGGUCACCUGUGGAAUCCAGGUAACCAGAUAUGGGUUUUUUCUUUCAUUUUAGCGGGAAGGCUUUCCUGCUUUUUCACAGUGUGACUGCUUGUAAGCAUGGCUCUGCUUUAGUGUUAGUAAACCUGCUUUAUUGGUACUUGUAGGACACCUAUGGGAAUGGGCAGUCUCUCCCUCCAACAUGCCAUAUUUCAGCUUGGAAGAUAUUCUAGGCUAGGGCUGGUUCACUGGGAAGCAGAGUCCCUGAAACUGCUGGAAAGA
Phascolarctos cinereus (koala) is the source of this 4720-nucleotide messenger RNA. RefSeq names its product transmembrane 7 superfamily member 3 (gene TM7SF3). The record is from RefSeq and is a predicted model, not a curated record. Gene Ontology annotation, cellular component: plasma membrane. Gene Ontology annotation, biological process: negative regulation of programmed cell death. Lineage: Eukaryota; Metazoa; Chordata; Mammalia; Diprotodontia; Phascolarctidae.